CUGGAGGCCACGCUGUGUAUGAGAAUGAGUUGGUGGCAUCCAGGGAUGUGAGGACUGGGAGCCUUGGCUCUGUCACUAGGGACAGCACUUUCAGGCUGGGAUUUGAAAUGUUCCAUCAGUUGGGGUCUGACUCAUUUCCCAGCUAACAGCAUGGCCCGUUCUGUGUCUGAAUAAAACUAAGCAAACCUUGUGUUCAUUUAUGGCCUCUCCAGCUGCCUGUGGGGGCUUCAUCACCAAGCUCAAUGGGACCAUUACUAGCCCUGGAUGGCCCAAGGAAUAUCCUAACAAAAACUGCAUCUGGCAGGUGGUAGCUCCAGCUCAAUACCGGAUCUCUCUGCAGUUUGAAGUGUUUGAUCUGGAAGGCAAUGAUGUGUGUAAAUACGACUAUGUUGAGGUUCGUAGUGGGUUGGCUUCUGACUCCAAGCUGCAUGGCAAAUUCUGUGGCUCAGAGAAGCCCGAAGUAAUCACAUCAUACGGCGACAACAUGAGACUGGAAUUCAAAUCAGACAACACGGUAUCCAAGAAAGGAUUCAAAGUCCACUUCUUCUCUGCUGGUUGUGAGCAUAAGCUGAGCAGUGCAGAGGGAAUGAUGAGCAGUCCAAACUGGCCUGACAAGUACCCAAGCCGGAAAGAGUGCACCUGGAAUAUCUCUGCAACAUCUGGCCACCAAGUGAAAGUAGUGAGUGACCAGAGAAUGGGAGUGCCAGGGGAGAAACAUGCUCAGAAUUUGUGUGGCGGGCUCUUAAAGGCUGAAGUACAAACUAAGGAGCUGUAUUCCCAUGCUCAGUUUAGGGACAACAACUAUCCAGGUCAAGCCAACUGUGACUGGGUGAUUGUAGCUGAAGAUGGUUAUGGGGUGGAGCUGAUAUUCCAGACAUUUGAGGUCGAGGAAGAAGCUGACUGUGGGUACGACUACAUAGAGAUCUACAAUGGUUACGACAGCACUGCACCCCGCCUGGGACACUUCUGUGGUUCAGGGCCUCUGGAAGAAAUCUACUCUGCAGGGGAUUCCAUCAUGAUUCGGUUUCACACAGAUGACACCAUUAACAAGACAGGCUUUCACGCCCGAUACAUAAGUACCAAAUUUCAGGAUGCACUGCAUAUGAGAAAGUAAUGUGACUGCUCCUUUCAGACAUUCCCCAUCUGAAGACUGAGACAUUUAACUGUGAUCUUUGUCUUUUUUUUAAGCUUCUGUGCACCUGGCCUAAAGCAGUGUACAGCAUUUUCUGUAACUAAAACUAAAUCUAGUCACAAAAGUUUGCCUCUGAACUCAUUAGCUUGACCCUCUCUUGUUAACAUACCCAGGACCAAAAAUUGUCUUCUAAUCAUAUCCGUCAGGGCAUAAUCAUUGUAUUUUGCACAGCUUCCCGUGGGGUUGAGUGAAGACUGAGCUUGAGCUGAGAGAAGUCUCGGUCUCUUGAAUAUCCUGUCUCUAGGUGACAUUUCCUAGGCAUCCUGUACAUGAGCUGUGUGAAUGCAUUUUCUGCUCCUUCUAUCCUAUCUAUUUAUUGUCUUGGUUAUCGUGGAUUGUGAGGUUGAAACGGUACGGGGAAGUUCUCUUUAGGUGUCUAUUUCAUUAAGGCACUCAUGGGCAAUUAUGAGCUAAAAGCUGAGGUAUGUUAGCUUUAAUAAAGUAUUUAUUAUCCAGGGAUUACUAUGUUUACAGAACCAAUGUACUGUCAGGCUCUGGGGUGACACCUUCUGCUUGGGUGUAUGACUGUGAAGUGGGGGGCCAGCGCCACUGUCAGGCACCAAUGACCUUUCUGGAGGUGAGGCCUUUUCCAGAUGGAUAACAAAUUGACCCAUCCCUCUCCAGAAGUCCUUGAACAGAAUACAAUCCAAGUAUUGUGAAUACUAUGGGAAGCAAAUGCAUGACAAUAUUUUCUUGCUUGGAACAAGAAAAAUAAAAUUUAUACACACACACACGGUUGUAUGUAUAUAAAAUGUGCAUGUAGAAGACCGGUAGUCAAAGCCUUAAUUGUCAUGUGACCAAUACCAAUCCAUUGACUAUAGCUUUACUGCAGACUGCAUAAAACCAUGUUAUUUCUGUUUGUUUUUCUAGCUCUGUUUUGUUUCUGUUUUCAUUUUGUGUGGGCUUUUUACAGGCAAGGUCUUUUGUCUCAAGCUGUUUGUCCAUACAGGUCUGGGAAAAUGCAGUCUGCUAGCCGGGGUCUCUUCCUUGCCCCCAUUCAAGCAAAAGUGCAGUGACUCAGGUCUGGAAAUAAAAGCCAGAUGCCAGUCCCUGUGAAGCAGAAGGAAAGUUCCAGGUGGCGAGCAGCAGUUCAGAUUUCCUGGCUCUCUAACGGAAGUAAUGACUCUGGAGAGAAGUUACUGCAGAAGCUUCCUGUGUACUUCAACAUCUGUGCUCUCUGUUCCGAUAUUUUCUCAUCUUUCUCAGACUGUGUUCAAUGCUCUGGUUUGUUGCAAUAGGGUUUGAUGGAUCUACUGCACUUGUUACCAUUCAAGCAGGUGUCUCUUGUGACAGUGUACUCACAACUGUUGUACUGUACGUUUCAACCAAUGAUCUGUGUGGAAUAUUUCUGCUGUACUGACUGGGCUUGACAGUCAAUUCUAAAUGUGUGAAAGUUUCUUAAGGAAAAAAAAGUGAGACCCUCUAAGGUGUAUCUACACAUUCUGGUCUUCGUGUGGUUUUACCUUUCACUAACUAAAAUAAUUUUUUUAGAGGGGGAGGGAGAGGGAGGGUGUGGGGGCAACCAAAAUGUACGUGUGCAGAAUGAGUCUCUGCAUUCAUUAAAGACUGGAUUCAGUUGCAUGUUCUGUUGUAUGCAUGCGUUUACCACGUUGUCGAGGGGAGAGAAUUUCUCAAUACAUUUCUUGUUUCUGAUGUGUCCGCUGGUAAUAGUGGGUGGGAUUUCCUGUCUGCAGAAAGUAGCCUUCGCUUGAUCGUGGUUUUGGGAAUCAGAAGGACACUUAGGCAGUGACACUUGGUCAGCCAAAGGCUACAUCAUUGUCUUGUGUUCUGUGCUGAUCCUUUAGUGAUCUGGGAUGUAGAUCUAGAGUGAUAAACAUGGAUGUGGAAAUUAGUCCAUAAGUAGAUUUCAAAAGAGAAAGCCCAUAUAGUGCUCUACAGGGUAGAGCCUUCAGCAGCAGGUCCCACAGUCUCUGGGACGUGAAACUCGUGUGUAAAGGACAGCAGAAUGAGCAUAAGGCAGGUGUUCCUUACUGCAGCCUUCUGGUCUACACUCCCACUCUAGCAGCAAAAUGUCCGGUAGCCAAGCAGCACGUAGGAUGCUUUUCUUCCUCUUUUUGCCCUCUGCUUGAUGCCUGUCGUGCUUCCUUAAGGAUCGUAUCUCUGUUAUUCCCCCAACACAUACCCAGUUCAUGCAUGUCCCACCACCCAGUACGCUUCCUGUGGUGUGUGUCAGGGCCACUCAGAACUUCAUAGUGACUGAAUUUCCUCCCAGCUGCUCCCAAAGGCAGAGCAGCAACAGAAACACAGUAAGGAAUGAGCAUCCCCGUGCAGCCUCCUGCACCAGAGUGGUGUUGCACAGCAUGACUCUGGAAUGAGCCUGGAUGCUGACAGUCAAGUCACUUGGUAGACAUGAUUUCCAAAAUGAGGGCCAGGAAGCCUUCAGUCACAUAGACGGUUAUGGGCUGAAGUGAUGUUGAAGCCUUGGAAACGAUGCAGACCAAGGGAAGCCAGUGGGGAAUGGGAGGUAAAAUAGAAGAUGGAAUAUGAACCAAUGCAGCAGCUCACGGAGAAACACUGACAUCUGCAGUUGCAGCAAGCUACCAGUGCUGUGGGAAAUGGCCAAGCCUCAUUUUAAGAGACGGGACUUAAUGUUCCAGAAAGUGCCCAAGAACCGUCCAGUCACCAUGCGUGAGAUGCUGAAGGGAAUAUCUGUCGUCUGCCAGGAGAUGCUUCAUCCUCUGAAAGCAUGAAUUCAGUGGUACACCACAGUUGAGACAGAGAAGGUUGUCCACAGCAGAGAGCCCUUGGUCUCAGCAUCAGGCAUGAAAGAAGCUGGCAGAAAUCCUCCACUUUGUCCUGGCAUUCCCAGUCUGCAGUUUGUUUUUUAGCAGGAAGAGAAGCGUAUCUUAAAAGGAGUGCUAACCUGGAGCAGGACGGUCAGCUGUUAGCGCGUGCAGGGAUUUCUCGGGGAGGAGAGCGAAAUGACAACAACGUUUUCCAAACCCUUUUACAACACAACAACUUCUGCAACUACAACAGGAAACACAGCUGCCCAAGCAGAUUGCAAUGGGUACCAGCCCUGGGUGAUUGGAGUAGCUGCAGGGAUACCCAGCUUCCUGGCCUUGGUCCUUGCAGUCAUCUUGGCAGUGGUCUGUGUUCUCCAGUGGUCAAACUUCAGAUGGAAGCAGACAAGUGGGUGUCCUGAGAUACGGGAAGAACACGAAUAUGAACGAUCUCCUCCCAGACCUCCAGAUGACUUUUAUCUGACCAUGAUGGAUCAACAAAAACACUUCAGACCAGACAUCCAAGCACAGGCAAAGCCCCCAAGGAUGAAUAAGCCCAGAAGAGAGCCACCUGUGGUGGAAUACAUUUAUGAAAAUCAUCCUCCCUUUCACUGAGAGAAAAGCACCAAACAGUGGCUGUUUGGCUGUGUGGGAAAGAACCUCUUUCGAAUUAUGCCUCUGAGAUAUGGAAGCAAAAUGAGAUUCCCCCCAUUUCGAAAGUAACAAAGUGCUGUGGGAGAGGUGGUCUUGCUGUUCUCCUGAAUUUAAUUUAUUUUAAUAAAGAACAUCUAAAUCCUUGUAGUGAUAGUA
Anas platyrhynchos (mallard) is the source of this 4746-nucleotide messenger RNA. NCBI's taxonomy places the organism in Eukaryota, Metazoa, Chordata, Aves, Anseriformes, Anatidae. The record is from RefSeq and is a predicted model, not a curated record.